Amaranthus tricolor (Joseph's coat) is the source of this 1211-nucleotide messenger RNA. RefSeq names its product putative glucose-6-phosphate 1-epimerase. NCBI's taxonomy places the organism in Eukaryota, Viridiplantae, Streptophyta, Magnoliopsida, Caryophyllales, Amaranthaceae. Gene Ontology annotation, biological process: carbohydrate metabolic process. The transcript is spliced from 10 exons. Bases 82 to 1038 code for a protein of 318 amino acids. Gene Ontology annotation, molecular function: carbohydrate binding; isomerase activity. The record is from RefSeq and is a predicted model, not a curated record.
GUCGUCCUGUAAUUGUAAGGGUACAAUUAUAAUUUAUAAAUGUGAUCUGAUUUGCACCGCGAUAAACUCUCCAAUUAAAAAAUGGCGAUGCUUUCAAUAUCGGCUUCCCUUCCCACCACCACUUCUCUCAAACUCCAUUCCCCAAAUCAACAUCGGUGGUUAAGAAUGAAUAUGAGAUUAUCAGCAAGUAUUAAUGGUGCUAUUACUACUUGUGAUGGUGUGAAAUUGACUGAAGGAGUUGGGAAUCUUCCUAAAGUUGUUCUCACUUCUCCUCAUGGAAGUGAGGCUGAGGUGUACCUGUUUGGAGCUUGUUUAACUUCAUGGAGAAUUCCAAAUGGCAAAGACCUUCUGUUUGUGAGGCCUGAUGCCGUCUUAAAUGGCGAGAAACCCAUCAGUGGAGGAAUCCCACAUUGUUUUCCUCAGUUUGGACCUGGGAAAAUACAGCAGCAUGGCUUUGCAAGGAACGUGGACUGGUCUCUUGUUGGUUCUGAAAAUUCAGAAGAGAAACCUGUUGUGACUUUUGAAUUGAAGGAUAACUCGUACAGUCGUGCAAUGUGGGAUUUCAGCUUCCAUGCUUUGUACAAAGUCAUCUUGGAUUCCUCUAGCCUUUCAACAGAAUUAAUUGUCACAAAUACAGACAAAAAGGCCUUUACUUUUAGCACUGCCUUGCACACGUACUUCCGGGCAUCCAUCACUGGGACAACAGUUACUGGUCUGAAAGGUUGUAAAACACUGAACAAAGAUCCAGAUCCUAAAAAUCCUCUGGAGGGUGUUGAGGAGAGGGAUGUGGUGACGUUUCCUGGAUUUGUGGACUGUGUAUAUCUUGAUGCACCAAAUGAAUUGCUUCUCGAAAAUGGAUUGGGUGACAAAAUACUAAUCAAGAAUACCAACUGGUCAGAUGCGGUCUUGUGGAACCCACAUCGGCAGAUGGAGGCAUGUUACAAAGAUUUUGUUUGCGUGGAAAACGCUGAGAUUAAUGAAGUCGAGCUGCAACCUGAGCAAUCUUGGACCGCAACAAUGCAGCUUAGUAUAGCUUAGGAUGGAUAAUCCGGUUACAUAUUCAAGGGAUAACUAUAUCAGUCUGUGAUCUAGGAAGGAAGAUCUUCAUUGUCUUUAUCUAUAAAAUAAUUUUGUCAUACCAUUAUACACAGCUAUUAAUUUAUUGAAAUAAUGCAGUAUUGUACUGCAUAUGCAAUGCUGUCUUAAACUCA